Molecule: messenger RNA, 355 nt
Organism: Cuscuta campestris
Lineage: Eukaryota; Viridiplantae; Streptophyta; Magnoliopsida; Solanales; Convolvulaceae
Source: the annotation of a GenBank genome assembly
AGGGAGGAGAGAAAACGAAACAAAAGUCGAUCGAGUCAAGUUGGGAGCGCAGAAAUAGGGUUAUGGAGGGAGAGGGUAUUGGGAGUACGAUGCAAGGCAAGGACUCAAAGACGACAGAGAUCGAGAGAGGCGUCAUUAUGGAAGAGGAGGAGCCGGCAUUCGUGGUGUGCGGGGAAAGAGAUUUACCCGGUGACGAACUCCCUAGGAAGGGUUUGGCGGAAUUCCACAAGGUGUUUUUGGGAGGGAAGGGGAAAGUUGUUGAGAAUGCGUAUCCACCAUUGUUGAGUAGCUUAGGAGCAUUCUGUUUGGUAGCCUUGCCUCCGCCCAAGGAGGGCGGGGGAGGAGGUCCGACGGU